Molecule: messenger RNA, 2874 nt
Organism: Protopterus annectens (West African lungfish)
Lineage: Eukaryota; Metazoa; Chordata; Ceratodontiformes; Protopteridae
Product: zinc-binding protein A33-like
Exons: 6
Coding region: 19-1383 (454 amino acids)
Molecular function (GO): protein binding; zinc ion binding
Source: RefSeq, a predicted model, not a curated record
ACACAAGCAGGUGAUUUCAUGGAGGAAUUUAUUUGCCCAGUUUGUCUUGAUCUUUUAAAUGUUCCAGUGACACUGGUGUGUGGGCACAAUUUUUGCAAGUCUUGUAUUGACACAGUAUGGGAGAGUGAGAAACAACCUUCCUGUCCUCAGUGCAGAGAGGACUGCAGAGCCAGAAAAUAUGCAGUGAACAGAUUACUAGCAAAUGUGAUUAAAAGGGUGCAAAUACAGUGUCGGACAGAAGAAGGACCAAGCCCGUGUCAGAACGAGCAGCUCUGUUGGGAACAUAAAAAAAGUCUGGAGUUGUUCUGUGACGAGGACAAAUCUUUACUUUGCUCACAGUGUGUUCCAGAGCAUCAUGGCCACACCUUCCUUACAGUGAACGAAGCACUUGACGUGUACAAGAACAAAGUAAUGGCAUUUUUGUGUCGUCAGGAGUCAAGUCUGAAAUACUUUAAAGAAAUACAGUGCCAGCAAGAAAGGAAGAUGUCAGAAGUCACAGCUAUUUCCAGUGGUUUGCAACAGAGCAUAUUAUCAGAAUUUGAAAAGCUUCACCAGUUUCUCCAUGAGAAGGAAAAACAUUUGGUCCAGCAACUGAAGGAGGAAGAAAAAGGGAUUCUGAGACAAAUGGGGGAAAACCUGAAGAAAAUUAAAGAGGAUAUCAAUGCUAUUCAGGAGUCAGUCUCUAAUACUCAGCUACAACAACAGCUGCAGCAACAGGAUACCGUGACUUUUCUAAAGGAAAUCAAGUCAUUCACUGAGAGACUGAAAGCAGACAAGGCAAAGGGUGACAGACAAAGUAUUGUGGACCUCAGUCUGACAACUGGGGUGUACAAAGGUCCCCUGCAAUAUAGUGUAUGGAAGGAAAUGAAAUCUAUCCUUAAUCCUGAUCUCUCUAAUCUUUCAAUAAAAAUUGAAGGAGAUGAGGAUCUCAAUUUGGAAGGACAGGCUAAUCUAACAAACCCAUUCCUGUCUUGGCUUAGGCUGCAUGAUAAAUGUGUCUCCGAGCUUGGAUCAGAGGGAUUCAAGACAGGGAGACACUACUGUGAGGUGGAAGUAGGGAACAUGACUCAGUGGACUGUGGGUGUCACCACUAAUUGCUUCAACUGGAAGAAGAGCUUCGCACCAAGACCUCAGGAUGAAUACUGGACUUUGAGCUUUAUUAAUGGAAAUGAGUACAUGACUAAUGAAUCACUACCAAAGUUUCUCAUUUUGAGUGUGAAACCACAGAAGAUUGGUGUGUAUGUGGACUGCAACGAGGGACAGGUUUCAUUUUAUAAUGCUAAUGAUAUGUCCCACAUCUACACUUUCACUGGUAUCUCCACUGUCAGCACCAACCCAAUUUUUCGCAUUGCUUCCUUUAACUUCUUUCCUUUUCUUGCUUAGGUUGCUAUAAAUAAAGAUCCCUAAAAUUCUUUGAUUUAAAAUUGCAAUUCUAACUUGAAAUAAUUAUGUACUGAUAUUAAGUUUAAAAUGUCUUUAUUUUACUAAGAACAUAUUUGUAAAAUCAACAUAGAGAAUGAAAAUACAAGAACAGUUAUUAUUAUAUUGCAUAUAUUAUUAUAUAUUAUUAUUAUAUAAUAUAUUAUAUAUUACAGUUAUAUUAGCUUAUGAUAGCAUUACAGUGCAUAAAAUGUGUGAAACAAUAACAAAGAUCAUGGUAGUGAAACAUAAAAAUAAUGGGUUGUUGUUUUACAUCCUGGAGAUUUGGGAUGUUUAUAUAUCGCUUAGUAGCUCUUAGUGGUCUUAUUUUAAAGUUAGAUUUUGUAUGUUAAACACGUUAACUUUACAUCAGUAUAACAUCUGGCAGUACAUGGAUGUCAAUGGCUUCAACAGUAUAAUGGCUUCAUUUUCCAGAGCUUUUCUUUUUCCUUGCUAAAUUAUCUUUAAUGCAAAACAUGUAAAAGCAUAACAUGGUUCUAGUUAGUGUUAUUUUGUCUUCUACAUUUGUAAUGCUGAUAACAUGUCCCAUUCCUUGCAGCCCUGGUUUGUUUUUCUGUCAUCAGAUUCUCUCAGUGUAUUAUGCAAUAUUAUAUGAAAUAAUCUAGUAAAUUUGCAAAAAAAUGCACAAUAACUGGAGAAAGCAAUCAUCUUGCCCAUUUUAAAUUCAGCUCUAUCCAACUAGUUGAAUCAGCUGUAGCUGUUAAAAAUAAAAGCUACAAUUUUGCAUCCAUUUUAAUGGCACACAGGGCAAGUAAAUUCCCAACAUGUUUUAAAGUUAGUUCAAACUCACACCCCUUGGCAAAUGUAGUCUCUGCAUAUCCUUGCAUAUACACUACAAAGAAUGUUGACUCCUAAGUCCUUAAAGGGAAAAAAGGGACAUAAGCAUUUACUUACCAUAAUGCAAUGCAGAAGUUUUGGCAUGUGCAUGUCCCAUGCAUGCCUAGUGCAUUAGAAAGUUGCACACAGGCACAGAAGGUGAUGCAAAAGACUCCACAAGGAAGAAGUUUGUACAUACGAUGAUAUUAUUUAAAAAGGUAAGCCAUGCACCCCGUCAGUGCAGGACUUCAAUGCUUUUAGACCAACAAUGGACAGGAAGGGACAAAAGAUAGAGGUGUCUCUAUUUACAUAAAAAAACAAAUGCACCUCAAGACUGUUCCGUCAGUUUGACUUGCUUAAGCUCAUCCACAUCCAAAUAACUUUAGAUAAAUUGCUAUGUCAUAUUUCCCCUCUAUAACCAAUGAAAUCCAUAAUACAUACUUAAAUGUACUGGAGAGUUGUCCUUUCAACCUAUCAUAUCCAUGGGUGACUUUAACUGCCCCAAUAUAAACUGAGAAUCAUACACAGCCCUGAUAUACAAGCCCAAAGAUUCUUGGACUUUGUAAAUGCAAACACUUUAUCCUUAGGAACCAACAACUAUCAAAUAUUAUUGGGAAG